Molecule: messenger RNA, 1822 nt
Organism: Alligator sinensis (Chinese alligator)
Lineage: Eukaryota; Metazoa; Chordata; Crocodylia; Alligatoridae
Product: opsin-5-like
Exons: 6
Coding region: 127-1467 (446 amino acids)
Biological process (GO): visual perception; G protein-coupled receptor signaling pathway
Cellular component (GO): membrane
Molecular function (GO): G protein-coupled receptor activity
Source: RefSeq, a predicted model, not a curated record
GAGCUUUCCUAUAGGCGACAGCCCGUGCAGCCCGGCUCUCGCACGCUCCCGUCCGAGAUGACUAGUCUCUGCCCUGCCUUCUGCUCUUCAGGUCCUUGACAGGCGCCGGCCUGUGUCCCUGUAAAGAUGAAGAUGGGUUCCUCAUUUGCCAAUGCAACAUUCCAGUCCAAAAUAACAGAAACAGCUGACAUCAUGGUUGGAACAUGUUAUAUGGUAUUUGGAAUAUGCUCCUUUUGUGGGAACACUGUUCUCCUGUAUGUUUCAUAUAAGAAAAAGAAUUUGCUGAAACCAGCAGAGUACUUCAUAAUCAACCUUGCAAUCAGUGACCUUGGUAUGACUCUGACCUUGUGCCCCCUAGCUGUAACAUCCAGUUUUUCACACAGAUGGCUGUAUGGUAAACAUGUUUGCUUGUUCUAUGCAUUUUGUGCUGUAUUGUUUGGGAUCUGCAGUAUGUCGACGCUGUCGUUAUUGAGUAUCGUGUGCUGCCUCAAAAUCUGUUUCCCGGCUUAUGGGAACAGAUUCAAGCAAGACCAUGGUCGAAUCUUGUUAACCUGUGCUUGGACCUAUGCAGCAAUAUUUGCCUUUUCACCUCUAGCUCACUGGGGAGAGUAUGGAGAAGAACCGUAUGGUACCGCUUGUUGCAUUGACUGGCAUUCAGCUAAUGUCAGUGUGGUGGCAAUGUCUUACAUAGUAGCUGUCUUUAUCUUCUGCUUUAUCCUCCCAUGUGGGGUAAUUGUCACAUCCUACACCCUUAUUUUAAUAACUGUGAAAGAAUCCAGAAAAGCAGUGGAACAGCAUCUCUCAGGCACCACCAGGAUGAGCAACAUGCAGGCUAUUACAAUCAAGAUGAGUGCUGCUGUAUGCACUGGAUUUUUUGCUGCAUGGAGUCCAUAUGCUAUCAUAGCCAUGUGGGCUGUCUUUGGAUCCACGGAGAGGAUUCCUCCACUAAUUUUUGUUGUGCCAGCUGUCUUUGCAAAGUCCUCAACACUCUACAACCCUGUUGUUUAUCUUCUCCUGAGGCCUCAUUUCCGAAAUACCAUUGCCCAAGACUGUGCAGAUCUUCAGCAAUUAUGCAUCAGGACUUGCUUUUGUCUUAAAGCCCUACCGAACUGGAGCUACAGAUCAGUUCUGGACGUCAGGCUGAAAACAUUUAAAGGGCGAAAUGAAUGCAGCUGUAACUCUGUGCAGACUGUAGAAGGAUGCUCCCCCUAUCUCCCAUGUGAAAAGUGCGAUGAUACUUUUGAAUGCUUUAAGAACUAUCCAAAAUGCUGUCCUGAAAGGUUCAGUACUAUAGAGUGCACUACUCAAGAAAAUGUGUCCUUUGAAAAUAACUUCCAAGUUAAAGUGAAGCAGGGCACCAAGAAAUCUGUAAGAGUGGUUGUUGGAGGAGAAAAAAGAUCUGAAACUGACCAUUUGGAAAUAACUUUAGAAGCAACACCUGUGUGCAGUAGAUUUACAGACCUUUAAGGUUUGUUAAAUAAAACCUUCCAGAAAGUAAUGAACUUAUGAAUGCAACCUUUGCUAAACAUCACUUCCACCAUUCCCUUUUCUAUACAGUUCUCCUGACUCCCUUCUGUCAUCUGAUAAAAUGUUUUAUAUUCUGUGGGUUCAAGACACACAACUUUAAUGUAGAUAAGAAAGUUUUAAAACAUGGCCUGCUGUUUUAAGUAUUGCAAAAAUUAAAAGAUAAAUGCUAUGUGAAAUGCUUGUUUUCCAAGAACGUAUAGAGGAUAAGUUGGCAUUAUGUCACUGAUGCUAGCAUUGGCAGCAAAGAACAUUUUGUUCCUUGCAUUCGAGAGACAAAAAGGCAAAUUCUGCUCUG